ACGCGCCUACGCAUUUUCGCGCUGUCAGUUUAGCAGCGACAGGCUACCGCACAGUGUCAAAAUUAUUGAUGGCGCAGGAGGCGGACGAAAUAGAUAUAAUGAUUAAUUAUCAAGGGGGUUUCGAAAAAAUAGACCGGAAAAACAGCCGUUAUCCUUAUUGUAUCGUUUGGACACCUAUUCCAAUACUGUCGUGGUUGCUCCCCUUCAUUGGUCACAUGGGGAUCUGUACUUCUGCAGGCGUGAUAAGAGACUUCGCUGGAUCGUACUUAGUGUCUGAAGAUAAUAUGGCCUUUGGAAGACCAACAAAGUACUGGAAGCUUGAUGUUGAUAAGGUGUGUGGCACUGGCUCAGCUGCCUGGGACAAGGCAGUGCACGAUGCAUCGGAGGAGUACAAAUGCAGGCCGCACAACCUCUGCUGUGAUAACUGCCACUCCCACGUGGCCCUGGCCCUUAACCUCAUGCGUUACGACAACAGAACGUCCUGGAACAUGGUCAACCUAUGCCUGCAGUCCCUUAUCCAUGGCAAGCAUGUCAGCUGUGUGUCGUUCCUCAAGACCUGGCUGCCCUUCCUUAUGUUGACUGGAGCCCUCGUCACCUUCAUCCUAACGCUCAACCUGCACUGACCACGCAAGGGACACGGAGAGGCAGAUGGAGUGGAGAGAUAACACAAGGGAUUUUACUGCUCCGUCGUAAUCAUAAAAGUGAAAGGAGAAGAAUAAACGUUUCGAUGGGAUACUUCUUUGUGCAGCACUAAUAUUCACACUCGUAGUUAUGUCCAGCUGUUCUGGCAUGUUUUGAAGUGCCUUUUACUAGAUUCAGAAAGGAAUGUCAUAUAAAUGACUGUUUGGCUGGGGAUAGUCAUAACCAUACAUAUAGAACUGAUAUAGCAUCUGCUAAAUGACGAUCAUUUAAAUGUAAAUAUAUUGUCUAAGGUCAUAAAUUCAAAUUGGUCUCUCUCACUGGUCCCUAAACCCCAUUUAACCAGUGUGGGCCACCCUUCACUCUUAAAUGCCCCCCAGCUAAUACCCACUCAACAUCAUUUUACUUUGUAAUUGUUUACUGUAUUUUAUCAGACAGUGUUCGUUUUUCAUGCAAUAAGUUCUCUGAAGCAACAUGCUUGGGAAUGUUAAUAUACUGUACAGUAGUCCAUAAUCAUGACCACUCAUUCGAUAGAAUUACAGAAAUGAUGGGCAAUAAGCUAUACCAUAGGCUAGUAAAGUCAAAUCAAUUUGUAUUUGUCAUGCUUCGUAAACAACAGGUGUAGACUAACAGUGAAAUGCUUCCCAUCAAUGCAGAGACAGAAAAUAUAGAAAAGUAAUAAUAAAUACAGCGUAACGCUAACCUUGCUAUGGGGUAGCAGUACAGAGUCGAUGUGCAGGGGUACGAGGUAAUUGAGGUAGAUAUGUACAUAUAACUAGGAAUAAAGUGGUUAGGCAACAGGAUAUAUAAUAAACAGUUGCAACAGCGUAUGUGAUCAGUCAAAAAAGUUUGUGCAAAAAUUGGGUCAAUGCAGAUAGUCUGGGUAGUUAUUUAUUUAACUGAACUAUUUAACAGUCUUAUGACUUGGGGGUAGAAGCUGUUCAGGGUCCUGUUGGUUCCAGACUUGGUACAUCGGUACCGCUUGCCGUGCAGUAGCAGAGAGAACAGUCUAUGACUUGGAUGGCUGGAGUCAUUAACUGCCUGUUAUUGAGGUCCUGGAUGACAGGGAGCUCGGCCCGAGUGAGGGCGGCACGUAGCCUCGAGCUUAGAACGUUGGGUUCGAAUACCGGAACCACAAGGAGAAAAACAAAUCUGUCGCUAAUUGCUAACCCUAAUUGCUCCAGGGGCGCUGGACAAUGGCGACCCUGGCCGUGACCCCCCACUCCCUGCGGGUGUCUCAGGGGAGUUGGCAUAUGCCACCCAAAAAACAUUUCCAUUACACACUUGUGUGUAGCAGGACAAAUAUAAGCACCGCCCAAAUUAUUAUAUGCACUGGGCCGUGGGCACUACCCUCUGUUUUGUGUUAUUUAUAGGAACAAAUAUAAAUAAAUGUACAUAAUAUG
This is a messenger RNA of Salmo salar (Atlantic salmon), 2042 nucleotides long. RefSeq names its product transmembrane protein 222. The record is from RefSeq and is a predicted model, not a curated record. NCBI's taxonomy places the organism in Eukaryota, Metazoa, Chordata, Actinopteri, Salmoniformes, Salmonidae.